GUGUGGAGCACUCAACGAGGACAACAAUGGUGCCCAGGUGGUGGCUGCAGCUUCUCUGUCUCGCCGGCGGCAUACUCCAGGCUCUCGCCCAGACUGACAGCAUAGGUUUCAUCAGCAUAGACUGCGGGCUACCGGGGGAGGGGGGCUACAUCGACGACACAACGAAGCUGGCGUACGUCCCUGACACUGGCUUCAUCGACUCUGGCACGAACCACAAUAUCUCGGCCGAGUACCUCCGUCCAAUUCAGUCGCGGCGCUCCUACAACCUGCGGAGCUUCCCCGACGGCACGCGCAACUGCUACACGCUCCGCUCCCUGGUGCGGGGUCUCAAGUACCUCGUCCGCGCCAGCUUCACGUAUGGCAACUACGACGGGCUCAGCCGGCCGCCGGCGUCGUUCGACCUCCACAUCGGCGUCAACUUCUGGACGACGGUGAACAUGUGGUCGUGGUCGGACCCGUUGGGCGGCGCGGUGACGGUGGAGGCCAUCGUCGUCGUGCCCGACGACAUGGUGCAGGUUUGCCUGGUGAACACGGGCGGCGGGACGCCGUUCAUCUCAUCGCUGGACCUGAGGCCGCUGAAGAUGAAGCUCUACCCUCAGGUGACGGCAGCGCAGGGGCUGGUCCUGUACGGCAGGUUAAACGCUGGCCAGGCCAACGUCUCGUAUAUUGUCAGGUACCCCGACGACCCGCACGACCGCAUCUGGGCCCCGUGGUUCGACGCCACGAUAUGGACGGAGAUGUCGACGACGGGCAGGGUGCACAACGGUGACGAGAAGGACUUCUUCCUGCCCCCCACGGCGGUGAUGCAGACGGCGUUGACGCCACGGAACGCCUCCUGGAGCAUCGACUUCAGUUGGGACGCAGAGCCCCGGCCCGACGACCCGACCCCAGGGUACAUCGCCAUCAUGCACUUCGCCGAGCUGCAGCUCGUCGACACCAACGCGGUUCGCGAGUUCUAUGUCAGCAUCAACGGCAAGCCCUGGUACUACUCGUCAGGAUACACGCCGGUAUACCUCAACAGCGCUGCCGCCUAUGAUAGUGUUCCCUCCCAGUACAGCAGCAGAUACAACGUCUCCAUCAACUGCACCGCCAACUCCACUCUGCCUCCCAUCAUCAACGCCGUCGAGGUGUUCUCCGUCAUCCCCACCACCAACCUUGGCACCGAGUACCAGGAUGCAUCGGCCGCCAUGGCGAUCAAGGCCAAGUAUCAGGUGCAGAAGAACUGGAUGGGUGACCCGUGCUUUCCCAAGACUAUGGUGUGGGAUAGGCUCACUUGUAACUAUGCCGCCGCCACCAAUUCAAGGAUCACAAGCAUGAAUUUGUCCUUCAAUGGCUUGAAUGGUGAUAUAUCAUCUUCUUUCGCGAACCUCAAAGCUCUCCAACACUUGGAUUUGUCAAACAAUAACUUGAUAGGCUCAAUUCCAGAUGCCCUUUCGCAAUUACAAUCAUUGACAUUUAUAGAUUUGUCUGGCAAUCAGCUCAAUGGAUCAAUUCCCCCUGGACUUCUCAAAAGAAUUCAAGAUGGCUCCCUGGAUCUAAGACAUGGCAACAAUCCAAACCUUUGCACCAGCGGUAAUUCAUGUAAAGUUGCUGCUAAAAGAAAGAGCAAAGUGGCCAUCUACAUUAUCGUCCCAGUACUUGUCAUUGUGGUGAUAGUAUCUGUGGCACUAGUAGUCUUUUGCCUGCUAAGACGGCGGAACCAGCAGCGAGGAUCGAUGAACAAGACCACCGUAAAGCCAGAAAACGAGGAAGAAAUGUCAACGGGCUAUGGCAAUGACAGUGAAUCGCUGCGGCUAGUUGAGAACCGCCGGUUCACGUAUGAGGAACUUGAUAUGAUAACCAAUGGCUUCCAGCGAGUGCUCGGCCGGGGGGGCUUCGGCAAUGUCUACGAUGGCUUCUUACAGGAUGGCAUUCAAGUGGCAGUGAAGCUACGGUCUCACUCCUCCAAUCAAGGAAACAAGGAGUUCCUCGCAGAGGCUCAGAUUUUGACCCGGAUUCAUCACAAGAACCUUGUCUCUAUGAUUGGUUACUGCAAGGACGGGGAGUACAUGGCACUUGUGUACGAGUACAUGGCCCAAGGAACCCUACGAGAGCACAUUGCCGGAAGCAACCACAACAGAAGUUUACCAUGGGGAGAGAGACUUCGAAUCGCACAUGAAUCUGCACAAGGGUUGGAGUAUCUACACAAGGGGUGCAAUCCACCCCUCAUCCACAGAGACGUCAAGGCCACCAACAUCCUACUGAACGCAAGAUUGGAAGCCAAGAUCGCCGAUUUCGGCUUGUCCAAGGCCUUUGACCAGCAUAACGACGCCUACAUUUCCACAAAUACGCUUGUUGGUACCCCAGGGUACGUCGAUCCGGAAUACCAGGCCACUAUGCAACCAACGACUAAGAGUGAUGUGUACAGCUUCGGCGUGGUGCUUCUAGAAUUAGUCACGGGGAAGCAAGCCAUCCUUUCGGAUCCAGAGCCCACAAGCAUCAUCUAUUGGGCACGGAAGUGACUGGCACGAGGCAACAUCGAGACUGUGGUGGACGCGCGCAUGCAUGGAGAUUACGAUGUAAACGGUGUGUGGAAGGUGACGGAGAUCGCCCUCAAAUGCACCGCGCAGGCGUCGACACAACGACCCGCCAUGGCUGACGUG
This is a messenger RNA of Lolium perenne, 2642 nucleotides long. RefSeq names its product receptor-like protein kinase At3g21340. The record is from RefSeq and is a predicted model, not a curated record. Lineage: Eukaryota; Viridiplantae; Streptophyta; Magnoliopsida; Poales; Poaceae. Gene Ontology annotation, molecular function: ATP binding; protein binding; protein kinase activity. Gene Ontology annotation, biological process: protein phosphorylation.